GAACACUAUACAGCUCUUCACUAUAUCCAUUUUUUACCAAAAGCAAAAAUUACAGUUCUGAGUACAAAAUAAAAAUAAGUGUAUAAUAAUUAUCGCAGGAGACAAUUCAAACACGUACUUACGUAGAACAAGUAGACGUUUACAUACUUACAGACAACCAUGGGAAGUAGUGACUAUUGCUGGUGCAGAUGGACUAGCGUGAUGCGCAAGACAAGAAAAAGAGUAAUCUAUUUUUUACUUCUCGUUUUCUGCACCGUAAUCAUAGGUCAAGAGAUUGAUACAGAUGAACCGCAGUGUCUUUUAGUGGGUCAUCAUGCGGAUAUUCCUGGGAAAGAUUGUCCCGGCAUGACGCGGGUUGGUAUAAAUGUUUGCAGUGGAUACUGCUGGAGUGGCUCCUUCCCUACGCCUCUCAAAAUACGUUCAAAUAAGUAUCCAAGACCAAUAACAAUGUCAAGAGCUUCAUGCUGUAGUAUAAAAGACUAUGAGAAUUUUACAACCACCAUUCAGUGUGGGACGCAUACACAAAAAGUCACCGUGCCUUCGGCAACAUCGUGCUGGUGCCAUGAUUGCAUAAAUAGUUAGUUCGUCAAUCACCAUUAAUAUAAUUUUUAAUUGUCUAAAAUUUUCAAAAAUUCUUAACUAAUUUCCAAAUUUCCUUUACACUGUUUUUGCUUUUCCUAUUUUUAGUACAGCUUUAGUUCUGUAAUAAUAAAUAUUAUCAUCAACGUAGAUGAUAUUUGAAGAGGUUGCUAAACAAUAAGAAAAAACAUUUUGUUAACAUGUAUAACUACUUAUUGCCAUCAUACUCAUUAAAAACAUUACUGUAGUUUACGAAAUAUGUAUUGAAAUUAGUUGAUAAAGUGUUUGAAUUGUUACAUAAUUCCAUCGUCGAUCCUUUCAUGUGUAGAGAGGCUUUGAACUUGUAAUAAAAGAUCAGAAAUAUAAAUAUAUAUUCUGAUAACUAAC
This is a messenger RNA of Diprion similis, 966 nucleotides long. RefSeq names its product thyrostimulin alpha-2 subunit (gene Gpa2). The record is from RefSeq and is a predicted model, not a curated record. Gene Ontology annotation, molecular function: hormone activity; hormone receptor binding. Gene Ontology annotation, biological process: cell surface receptor signaling pathway. The transcript is spliced from 4 exons. Lineage: Eukaryota; Metazoa; Arthropoda; Insecta; Hymenoptera; Diprionidae. The coding region runs from base 160 to 582 and encodes 140 amino acids. Gene Ontology annotation, cellular component: extracellular region.